ACCGACGCUUGAUUGACUUUGACUUUCAUCCGGUAUGGCAACACCCGUGCGGGGCGCGCCAGUCGCCCGCAGCGCGCGCGCCAGCAGCACGCAUCAUGGCCGCCAACGGCUCCGCGCCCCCCGCGCCCCGGCUCUGCCACGUGAGGAAGGUCCCCGACUUCGACGGCUACGGGUUCAAUCUACACGCAGAAAAAGGAAAACCAGGACAGUACAUAGGCAAAGUCGAUGAAGGAUCACCUGCAGAAGUCGCCGGCCUCAAGCGCGGCGACAGAAUCCUUGAAGUCAACGGCAAUAGCAUCGCCGGCGAGAGCCACAAACAAGUCGUCCAACGCAUCAAAGAACGACCAGACGACGCUGAGCUGCUAGUAUCUGCCCCCGCCCCGGGGGAUAGUCUACCGGACUUGGACGCACCCCCUACAGCCCCCGUGAAAACCCCCUCUCCACCCCCCGCUGAUAACAACCCCGCGCCGUUAAACCUGCAUAUGACGGCCGCGGAGAUGCGCGCCCAUCUCGCCAACAAAAAAAAGUUCGACCCCAAAAAAGUGCCAAUGGACUUAAAGGACAAAUUCGACCUCGUGAAAAAGCUGUGAGCGCGCGCCGUUGCCAGCUCGCCACAAAUUGCCAUGGUCUUGAUAAGGUUGUAUAUAGCCUCUAGUAUAAUUCCCGUGCCUGUUGCACUUGCACGGAGCAUUGGAUUGACUUGAUUACCUAAAUGUGUAGUUAAUGUAAUUUAUUUAAGUGCAAUUUAUUGUUGAAGGAUGAAUAAAUAUAACAGUUGUGAAGUA
Molecule: messenger RNA, 785 nt
Organism: Leguminivora glycinivorella
Lineage: Eukaryota; Metazoa; Arthropoda; Insecta; Lepidoptera; Tortricidae
Product: Na(+)/H(+) exchange regulatory cofactor NHE-RF1-like
Exons: 2
Coding region: 96-590 (164 amino acids)
Biological process (GO): protein localization to plasma membrane
Cellular component (GO): apical plasma membrane
Molecular function (GO): protein binding; protein-membrane adaptor activity
Source: RefSeq, a predicted model, not a curated record